Messenger RNA from Thrips palmi, 4932 nucleotides. RefSeq names its product protein croquemort-like. The transcript has 10 exons. Gene Ontology annotation, molecular function: scavenger receptor activity. Gene Ontology annotation, cellular component: membrane; cytoplasm. Lineage: Eukaryota; Metazoa; Arthropoda; Insecta; Thysanoptera; Thripidae. The coding region runs from base 256 to 1761 and encodes 501 amino acids. The record is from RefSeq and is a predicted model, not a curated record.
UUUGCGCUGGACGUCCGUGAAUGUUUUGAUUUGGUGACACGCUUAAAGAAAGUGCGGUGCACUCAGUAAAAGCCCUCUGGUUCGCUCUAGUUUUCUUGCCCUUGAAAUUCCAAGUCAUCCAUAACCUCUAACCUCCCAUUGGUAUGACAACCAGAAUUGUGAUUGUGCUACUGCAAUGAGGGUAUCCGGUUACACUCGUUUCUUCGUGGAUUAUUUUUCUUCAGACUUAUCUGCCUACCUUAUCCUAAUUCUAUCAUGGCCUGCUCUCCAGCCUGCAAGAAAGGGACGGUGUUUAGCGUGGGAACUCUUCUGCUUCUUGGAGGAAUUCUUGCUGGUCUAUUUUGGUGUGAUGUAGCUGAUUAUAUUUAUAAAAGUCAACUGUCUCUCAGUCCAUCAUCUGUGGGAUUUAAGAUGUGGAGAGAAACUCCUAUUCCAAUGUACCUUGAAAUACGCUUCUUUAACUGGACCAAUCCUGAGGAAGUUAAAGCUGGGAAAGCCAAACCUAAGGUUCAACAGGUUGGCCCUUACACCUAUCUGGAAAAGCAUACCAGAGUGAAUAUGAAGUGGCACCCUGAAAAUGACUCAAUUACUUUCCAACAAGUUCGAGAAUGGCAGUUUGUUCCUUCCAUGUCGUCUGGAACACCAGACGACCAAAUUGUGUCCCUAAAUGUCCUAGCAACAACAAUUGCAAGCAUGGCAAAAAACUUAGGAAGUUUUUAUAAAGUACUUCUAAAUGCUGCAUUAAAUUUUGAAGAAUCAUUUGCAGUUAAGAGAACUGUCAGAGAAUUAAUGUUUGAUGGGUACAAAGACCCGAUUCUCAAUAAGGCCGCUGUAGUUAUGAAGUAUUUAAAUGUAUCAUUUCCUGACAAAUUUGGUUGGUUCUUUUCGAGAAAUAUGUCAGAGACUUAUGAUGGCACAUUUAACAUGUACACUGGCCAACAAAACAUGAGUCAAUUAGGAAUGCUCCAUUCUUGGAACUAUGCUAGUCAUACACCGUACUUUAGUGGAUCAUGUGGUGAAGUCUAUGGUACAACAGGUGAACUUCUUCCACCCACUCUUGACAGUACCAAAUUGCCUGUAUUUGCAUCUGAUCUUUGCAGUUACGUGUCACUGAACAAAAGUGAGGAGAUGGCACAAAAGUAUGGUAUUGAAGGUGUGAGAUUUGAAGGAUCACCCGCUGACUUUGAUAAUGGAACUCUUUAUCCUGAAUACGAGUGUUUUUCUUUUAAGGGAAAAGUUAUGCCUAGUGGUGUCAGGGAUAUGUCAAAAUGCAGAAAUGGUGCCCCAGCAUAUGUUUCCUAUCCUCAUUUUCUUGAUGCCGAUCCUUGGUACAUUGACUCUGUUGAUGGAAUGAACCCCAACCGAUCAGAGCAUGGUUUCUUUGUUGAUCUCGAACCUAGCACAGGACUGCCAUUAGAAGUGAAAGCACAAUUGCAAAUUAAUAUCUUAUUGGAGCCUAUCUCUGGCCUUUCGAUGUAUGAAAAGGUUCCCAAGGUUCUUAUGCCCAUGUUCUUCUUCAGACAAACUGCAGAGCUCACUCCAGAACUUGGCGACCAAGUGAAGCUAUUAUUGAAUUUAUCAAGAAUCGGAACCAUCACAUUUUAUGGUUUCGCAGGAAUAGGGGCUAUGAUUUUGACCAUUGCUGUCAUCAUCACUGUUCGUGGCAAUUGGGGUGAUGAUGAUGAAGCUGCUUCUUUAAUCACUCCAACAGCUGAUUCUGCUAAAAGACCACAAGAAAACUCCUAUUCAGAGAUCUAUUAACCACAAACAUUUGCUCAUUUAAUUCCUAAACCAUUUAUUGUAAGUUAUCACUUGGGAAAGACUGCACUUUUAUUGUAUUUUAAUUGAAGGACUUGUACUAGCGACAAUGUCGGACAAUGUGUGAAACAUUCCAUACAUUUUGGCAUUUUUGCAUUUGCUGACUUACGGGCUGAAUGAAGUGCCUCCUUCCUGCCCCUUCUCAACUGCUCCUCAAAUAAGCUGAGAGGAAAAUGUCUAGAUUAUAUAAACUGUAAUAUGUACUCUAAUUCGUUACAAAAGUUAAUUCAUUAACGUUUACCUUAUGAUCCUUUGCACUAUGAGACUUUUUAAUGCUACUGAUAAACCUACCAAGUACUUUGUAAUUUUUCAUGCCGUUGUUUCCUAUCUUCCUUUUUUUUUCCUUCUUCCUACUUUAUCUUUAUUUUUUGUGUAGUAUCAUCAUGUUAGAUUUUUUUCUCAAAGAUUGUGUUAACGCAUAUGUAAAAUUUAUUGAAGAUGUUGUAUCUGCAAUGGCCUGUAGCAUGGUCUUCCAAUAACUUUUUCAAAAUAGCGGUGGUUUUUUUUUAUUGUUUAAAAUAAGUGUGUAUAUGAUAUUUAUGUAACUGUGAUAGUAUUAUAUUGUAUGUUACAAUAGUUUUGUCCCAAUGAAUUCAAUAAUGCUAGUCUGUUUUUCAAGGCUCUCUCAAAAGUUGUAUCCUCAUUAGGGCUUUUAUACUUCCACUUUUACCUAGGCUUUUGCACACUGAUAGUGUGUUGCCAUUUGCUAUGUACAGGGUUCUGUAAUCAAAGCACCUUAUCCAAUUUUGUUUUGGUUCACAUUUUAAUAGAAUGCCUCACUGCUUCAGAAGUUUGCAGUCAUAGGCUGCUUGCUAAGUCUUUUAUUGUCUCUGGGACCAUUGAAGAAAUAAUUGAAAUGCUAGGGAAAAUAUAAGGUGCUGCUACAUAACAAAGUUCCUUCUGCAACCUUUCUAUGUAGUGGUGAUAAUGGAGAAAUGCAUUGUAAAUUGCGCUGCCCCCAGCACCAUUUGAACCUUGUUCAGCUACCAUUACUGUCUGAAGAAUAUAACAUGCUUGCAUUGUAAGAUAGCAAAACCAGACCAAGGCAUAUCUGCCAAUCUGAAGAUAAGGAAAACACUUGCUAAAGCACUUGUACCCUCAUUUGUGCGGCAAGGCUGGCAAUCAGCAAGCCUUUUUUUAACAUUUUCAUUUGGUUAAAAUUUUAUUUGUGUUCUGCGGUCAUAAAAUUAUUGUGUGUGUGAACCAUAAAAGCUUUAUAAACCAUUAAUUCCUUUCAUGGUGUGCAUUGUCAUAUCACCAAAUUCUAUGUGCCAUAAUGAACCUGUUACCCAAAUGGUUAACCAUAUUACAGUGGAACCACUGGGAACAGAUGGCAGUUAUGUCCUCACAAGCUCAGGUUAUUUUUUUAAAUGUCUUGAUAGGGUCACUUUUUGUUACCAUAGGGUGUGUAUCUAGUCCCUCAAAUAGAAUCUUUUGUGUUCAUUUUCCCCUCCUGGUUUGGUGUCAAGGAUGAGAAGAGCAGAACUGAAUUUGGAGUAGAGCUUGCACCUGGACCGACUGUUAGUAAAUAUGUGGCCAAACGUUCCUCUGGGUGUUACCUUGCAUUCAAAACUUUUUCUGCUAUCAGUUAGUAUCUUAGUUUAAAAAGACCUUGUGAAGAAGCAUUUUUUUUACCUUGUGCCUUUUGGUAGUAAGUAUGGAAAGAAUAAUUAAAAUUCAAUAAUCAAAAUAUUCCCUAUAAUAUUGCUUAAGAAUUUUGGCUUGUUUCUUUUGUUGUUUUUUCAUAAUUUGAGAGUGAUUUUGUAACUUGGUUUGUUUACCGCAUUUCAUUUUCACCACUCGAGAGUGCCUUUUUUGUUCACUCUAACUUUUGCUUUUUUGUACUAAUUAAUUAAUUAAUUAGUACAAAAAGCCUUAGCAACAUAGCUAGUUCUCCCAUUUUGCACCAUAAGCAUUAACUAUUUUCAAUUUUAGAAAGAGAAUUGCAAUUUCUAAUGAUGUGUGACUGUUCCAGUCAUUCAUGGUAAUUCAGUGAUCAUAGUAAUCAAAUCUUGUACUUUUGUAGUUGCUGCUAUGGGAUUGCAAUAAUUUUGUAAUUGCUUUGGAAAGAAUUUCCUGCAGGUGUGGUUUUCUGCUAAGGACGAUGUCAAUUCUACAUGACUCAGGCAAUCUCUGAUCUAUCUCUCUUGAUAAUCUUGAUGGCUUGAAAUUCCGUGAAGGAAAUCUGUGAUAAAAAUGUAAGAAAUUUCUUUUUGCCAUAUGCUUGCUCACAUUUCUGCACCUAUCAACCACUGUUUGGGUGUGGGCUUUGUGACUGACACUUUACAAAUGUUUCUGUCGUAAAUUAUUUUGCCCAUGAAAAACGAUUCUUCAAGACCUUUGCAUAACUGAGCUUGAUUGUAUCAUUAAGUAUUUUGUAUGAAACAUCAAAAGUGCCUCAUUAAUGAAAUAUUUAAGAACGCAGUUGCUAUGUGUACCCUCUAACUUGUGAUAUUAAUGUUUAACUUUUGUCAGAUUCUAAUUCUAUCGUUGAACUGUUCAAAAGACCUUUGCUCGAGGCAUUACUUAACCUCCUCGGGAAAAUGUAGGUACUUCAUGUGUCAAUUUGUUAAAUGUCCAAGAAAUAAUUCAAGCAGCAGUUAUUUUUACUAAGGAGGAUCUUUUUAUUCCUUAUUUUCUGGGCAGUAAUGUUUUGUAGCAGAACCUUUUAACUUUUUAUCCCUUUUUGUACUGCAUUAGGGCCAGCACAUCGAUCAAAAAAGGGCCAAACCUCUAGCAAGUAAAAACUGUAAGGUAAAAUGUAAUCAAGUUUUUUGUGUGGGGUUUAGUUUUACUUUCCUCUCAUAAGUGGCAUGUGCUUCCUUCUCUCCCACAAACUAUCACCUUGCACUUUAGCGGUGUUCUAGUUCUAUUCCAUCAGCAGGGAAUGACUAGCAUGUUCUCUCCUGGUUGUAUUUGCAUUGGCUAAACUCUUGAUUCCUGGUGACCUGCGUCGCUCGCUGCCUGUCCCUCACAUUUCAAGCAGCGCUAUGUGGAUGUAGCUGCCUCAUUGCUACGUGGCAAACCCAGUGCUGUUCAAUAAAUGUUCACGUUGGUCAUGUGUCAUGUGUGUCACAAGUAAGGCAUCGAAUUAAAUACCUAUGAUCAAAUUUA